Molecule: messenger RNA, 784 nt
Organism: Neltuma alba
Lineage: Eukaryota; Viridiplantae; Streptophyta; Magnoliopsida; Fabales; Fabaceae
Exons: 2
Coding region: 181-453 (90 amino acids)
Source: RefSeq, a predicted model, not a curated record
CCUAAGAGUAUAAAGAGGGUGGUCAAGGGAAUAUAAACCAAAACUUGUCAUUCCUAUUGACCAAGAAAGUUGAACUUGUUAGAAGCUGUUGAACCAAAACCUUUCCUCUAAGACAAACCAUCAGAACCAGUGGUCCUCCGCCAGGGUCGAACCUAACCCACACUUGUGAUAGGUGAAGCCAUGGAUGUUUCAGAGGACUUCACCUUCCCCAGAAUGAGCGACACUUGCCCUCUCACCAUUGAUUCACCUCCUCUCUGGAAUAUUCCAUCUCCUGCUACUCAUGAAGACGCCAUAAAGGCAAACGAAUCAGAAGCAAAAGUGAUCGGUGAUGAAGAUCAUGACAAAGAUGAGGAUACAAUGGACUUAUUGUGGGAGAACUUCAAUGAGGAUUUGUGUUCAACUUCUGCAGCCUCUGCUUCAUCUUCUUCCACAGAGAGCAGAUGGUGGAAGUGAGAUGUGGAUCAGGAGCAUUAACAAUGGUGAAGAGCAAUGGUUCAGUGAUUGCAUCAAACAGCUGUAAGCCUGGCACUUUGGUUCUUCUCAAGCUGUUGAAGAAACUCUUCUCUCUCACCACUCCUCAUAGGAAACCCACCACCUCUGCAAGUAAAGUUUGCUGAUCAUUCUGUAAUUCAUUACUUUGCAAUCAUCCUACUGGUAUCUGGCAUCUAGCUAACAAGUAGUUUUGUUUUCUUCUUUUUAUUUUUAUUAAUCCCCCAUUUUGUCCCCGCCAUUUCAAUGUAUAUUUGAUGAGAAAUGAGAACCAUACUUAUGAAUUUUACCGAAA